GCGGUGUCUGUAUAAAUAGCCCCACAGAUGCCUGAGCAGGAGACCGCGUGGUGGAUUCCCCUCAACGCAUACAGCUCAUUCUAUUGGGUCAGUCAGCGCUGAGAUAUCUGAAACAAUGGCUCUGACAAACCUUAUGUCAAUGCCCAUGGGACCAUGGAAGAUUACUGUUUAUGAUCAGGAGCAUUUCCAGGGCAGGCGUUGUGAAUUCACCGCUUGCUGCCAGAACAUCAUGGAGUACGGAAUGGAGACUGUCCGCUCCCUGAAGGUGGAGUGUGGCGUCUGGGUAGGUUUUGAGCACUCUACCUUCAAUGGCCAGCAGUUCAUCCUGGAGAAGGGAGAUUACCCUUGCUGGGAGGCCUGGAGUGGCAACAAUGCCUAUCGCAUUGAGAGGAUGAUGUCCUUCCGCCCCAUCUAUUCUGCUAUGCACAGUGAUUGCCGUAUGACGCUUUUCGAGUGUGAGAACAUGACUGGAAGGCAGUGGGAUGUGUGCAAUGACUACCCCUCCCUGCAGGCUAUGGGAUGGUGCAGCAACGAGAUCGGCUCCAUCAAAGUCAUGAGUGGAGCCUGGGUAUGCUACCAGUAUCCUGGUUACCGUGGUUACCAGUACAUUAUGGAGUGCGACUGCCACGGAGGCGAGUACAGGCACUACAGGGAGUACGGUUGCCAUGCUCAGACCCCCCAGAUCCAGUCUAUCCGUAGGAUCCAGCAUUGAGAGGAACCAGCCGUGUCCUUCCUCCCUUCCCUCCCUUCUUCCUCCUUCUGAGCCCUUCAAACUUCCACUUCCUCCAUCCCUCCGUUCCCAGCCAUGCAAGAUGGUUUGUUGACCCAGACGGCAGGCUGGUAUACUGGUGCUACACUAAUGUAA
This is a messenger RNA of Sinocyclocheilus rhinocerous, 865 nucleotides long. RefSeq names its product crystallin, beta A1b (gene cryba1b). Gene Ontology annotation, biological process: lens development in camera-type eye; visual perception. Bases 116 to 712 code for a protein of 198 amino acids. Lineage: Eukaryota; Metazoa; Chordata; Actinopteri; Cypriniformes; Cyprinidae. The record is from RefSeq and is a predicted model, not a curated record. Gene Ontology annotation, molecular function: structural constituent of eye lens. The transcript is spliced from 6 exons.